GAGGAAGCAAAGGAGAGCAGCUGAAGGAAAGGACCCAGUCUGCAGAACCAGGACCAAGAUAGAUCCAGGACCACAGACCAGGAACAGCCCAGUCCACCAUGUCAGAGUCCAUCAGGAGGAGAAGCUCCAGCAGGCAGCUCCUGCAGAACCUCAUCAGGGUGACGGCACAGCGGAGCCAGGAGGAUGCUGAGGAGGUGGAGCGGGAGCAAAGGAGGAGAGCCAGGGAGAGGCAGAGAGGAGAGGAGAGCCCCUCCAGGCCAGAACCCACCCAACACGACAACCUCACACACAACACAGAGUCGGACGAGGAGCUGAAACCCAGCUGCUCUCUGGUCCUGGAUGAAGAUGAAGGAUUUAGCGACUGGAGCCACAGGUUGGAAAACCGUAACGAGCAUGAGGUGCAGGAUGACUGCAAGGCAAAGGAGCAGAGAACAUCAGCACAUCCAGGCCCUGAAAAAGAGAAAGAGCAGGAAUAUGAGGAGGAUGACAGAGGGAAGCCAAAACAAAGAAGCUCUGAUGAUGCCACAGCACUAUCUCCAGAGAAGACACCCCCCACCAAAAACUCAUCCAGGACGUCAUACAGUUCAUCUGUCUUCCUGUCACAGGAUGCCAGGCUGCAGCACUCUGCAGGCCGGCCUGCAGACAGGACGUCAUACCUGGCAGCAGGGACGAUGAGGCCACGUGGAGGAGCUUGCAGGGUGGAUGGGGAAGUGGAGCAGGAGGUACAGAAGGAGGAUGAGGAAGAAGCGGAAGAGGUACAGCAAACUCUGCAGGGGAAGCUGGAGUCAACAGAAACUUGGCCAAACCUUGGACAUGAAGAAGAUCAGGAGGGGAGAGAGCUGAGCUUCACACAUGAGCAGAAGGAAGACUUCCACUGGGAGCGGAGGUCUGGGGUACUGGAGGAGGAAGAGCAAAGGAUGCAAAACAAGAGAUCAGUGGAGGGUCGAGGCAGGAGGAGCGAGGAGGUGAACAGAUCACCGGGUUCUCUCUGCAGCAGCAGUGAAGGCGAGGAGUCGUUAAGCUGCUACGGCCCCAUGAGCCCCACAUUCAAGAAACUCCUCAUACAGUUUUACCCAGACGAGGUGAACAGUCGAGUCUCAGCAGAUGGAAAAUGUUCGAUAACAGAGAGAACAGAGUCACUGAAGAGAAGCACCAGCAACAUAAAGAAGACACAGCUGCCUGUUUCUAAGAUUGACAAGAGGCUGGAACAGUACACACAUGCUCUAGAGGUGUCCUCAAAGGAAUGCAGGUCAAGCUGUCCGGUGCUGACAGACCUCACAACUUUCUCCGAACCAGUUGCAUCCAAAAAGAACCUGUUUGAAGCUGGAGAAGCCUGGAACCAAAAUGUCAUCUCUGUUACACCAUCUAAAGAUGCGGAUGGUUUAAAGGUUGGUGUGGCUGAUCUCAUCCACCAGUGGGUGAAAGGAAGUGAAGAUGGAAGCAGGUGCAGCUCACCUUCCAAACCAGCAGAUAUAAAACCUGGUGGUGUUUUAAACAAGAAAAAUUUAUGGGAGAGCCUGGGUGACACACUAUCUGCAAGAGAUGGAAAGGAAUGCUCCACCAAACCAUAUAAAUAUGUGGUGACAGGUCACGGCAAGUAUGAGAAGGUUUCCGCUGACAACGGCUGCACCGAAGACAUAAACUACCAGGCAGAUGGAGAAUUUUAUGAAGACUUGUGAAACACAUGUUUGGAUUUCUGAGAAGAAGCCACUAUCACUUCACCAUUCUCUGUAUUUCAAUCUUUAGGCUGAAGACAAACUUCAGUCUAUUACUUUCCUCUUUCUGAGACUGUAUUUCUGCAAAUAGAGAAGCAAAAGGGGAUUUUGUGUGUUUUUAAUCUUGAUAAAUAUUCAUUUUUAUCCUGUGACUGAUAUCACAAGAUACUUAAUGUAUCUUUGAAUGAAAUGAAUUCAAUAAAACUUGAUGUUGA
Messenger RNA from Melanotaenia boesemani (Boeseman's rainbowfish), 1930 nucleotides. Its product is annotated as lymphocyte-specific protein 1-like. The transcript has 15 exons. Gene Ontology annotation, molecular function: actin binding. The record is from RefSeq and is a predicted model, not a curated record. Lineage: Eukaryota; Metazoa; Chordata; Actinopteri; Atheriniformes; Melanotaeniidae. The coding region runs from base 99 to 1679 and encodes 526 amino acids. Gene Ontology annotation, biological process: signal transduction.